UGACCAGCCAUUAAAAAUUUCUAAAGGUCACGCUCAUAAACGUAAAGAAAUGUAAUGCGUAGCUUUUAUUUAUAAAACACUUGUAUAUAUUUUUCAUGUAAAAUGCUAAAUAUUUUCACGAAAUAAUUUAAAGCUUAUAUAAUUCUCUCAAUAGCUAUUUUUCUUUUAUUAUUAGUAAUCGGGUAGGUAAAUUUAGCAUUAAAUCAGAAGUUACAUGUCAGCUAUUUCACUCAAAAGGCGAUUCUGAGCACUAAACAUCACAAAAAGAGAACCGCUGCAACCUUGAAUGAGAAAGUACAUUUCCCCAUUAUUUAAACAACGACGGUUUUUUUUUAAAACAUAGAAGGCUCAAGAACCGCGUGUUCUUUAUUGCCCCAUCUCUGCUAAUGGCUUUGCGGGACCGUCAGCUAGGGUGCACGUGGAACUACUCAGCCUUUGGGCGGCAGCGCCUCGCAGGGACCGCGGACCAGGUGGGCGGACGGCCCGGGUCGCGCGGGCCACCUCCCCCGCCUCGAGCCAGCCCAAGCGCCGCCCGUCCCCGCCAUCAGGCUGCCGCCUCCGCCGCUUCACAGAGAAGGCUGGAGACCCGCCCCUGAAGGUGAUUGACGUGCCGUGUCCUCCAAUAGCCAACGCGCUCGGCCGCGGCGGGCUGGGCAAGGGCCGGGGCUCGCGGAGGAAUCUCUUCUGCCCUUUAGUCCCGGGCUAGGUGUUGCGGCUGGCGCCAUUUUAUCGAGCCGCCUGUCUCGGGUGCCGCCAUGUUGGUGAGGAGAAAUCACCGUUACGGCCACUGUCCAAAUCCCCGCGUCGCUGCACGCCGCCCGCCCGGCCGCUCCCAAGCCUCAGCCACCGGCGGCGAAUAGAGACUAAAGCGGCAGCGCCGGCAGCGCGGGGCCGUUGCCCAGUGUGUGCAGUUAGAGCCCCACCUCUCUGGCGUGGUUGUUAAUAGACUGGAAAGUCUGUGUCUGUGUCGCUCACUAGUAACCGUGAGUUUUUCCCACUUCGUCACCUCUCGGCGGCGGCCGGGAGCAGGUGCCCGCAGGCGGCGCAGGGGGCCUCCCCGCGCCCCGCCGCCGCCGGCCUCGCAGACCUGCCCUCCAGCCCCGCCCCGUUCUUGACCAAACAUGACAGACUGUGAACAUGCAGGGCACGACAGAGAAGAUGGUGAAUUAGAAGAUGGUGAAAUAGAUGAUGCAGCAUUUGAAGAAACACAAGAACAGGAAGCAAAAGAGGAUGAAAAGCAGAAAAAUGAGAAAGCCUACAGAAAAUCAAGGAAGAAACACAAGAAAGAAAGAGAGAAGAAAAAAUCCAAAAGGAGAAAACGUGAGAAACAUAAGCAUAAUUCUCCAUCUAGUGAUGAUAGUUCAGACUACAGCCUUGAUUCAGAUGUUGAACAUACAGAAAGUUCCCACAAGAAAAGAACUGGUUUCUACAGGGAUUAUGACAUUCCAUUUCCUCAGCGUGGACAUAUAUCAGGAAGUUACAUAACAUCAAAGAAGAGUCAACAUAACAAAAAAUUUAAAAGUAAAGAAUAUGAUGAGUACAGUACCUACAGUGAUGACAACUUCGGUAACUACAGUGAUGACAAUUUUGGUAACUAUGGUCAGGAAACAGAGGAAGAUUUUGCCAGUCAGCUGAAACAAUACAGACAAGCUAAAGAAACCUCAAAUACUGCUUUAGGAUCAUCAUUUUCUAAAGAAUCAGGGAAAAAACAAAGAAUGAAGGGAGUUCAGCAAGGUAUUGACCAGAGGGUUAAAAGUUUUAAUGUUUGUCGUGGACGUGGUUUGCCGAAGAAAAUCAAACGCAAGGACCGUGGAGGAAGAGCCAAUAAAGGUCCUAAUGCCUUUUCAGGAAUGGAUGACUUUCAAGAGUAUAGUAAACCAGGGAAAAAAUGGAAAGUUAUGACUCAGGAAUUUAUUAAUCAGCACACAGUGGAACACAAAGGAAAACAAAUCUGUAAAUACUUUCUGGAAGGGAGAUGUAUUAAGGGAGAUCAGUGUAAAUUUGAUCAUGAUGCAGAGUUGGAGAAGAGAAAAGAGAUCUGCAAAUUUUAUUUACAAGGAUAUUGUACCAAAGGAGAGAACUGCAUUUAUAUGCAUAAUGAAUUUCCAUGCAAGUUCUAUCAUAGUGGAGCAAAAUGUUACCAAGGAGACAACUGUAAAUUUUCACAUGAUGAUCUGACUAAAGAAACAAAGAAACUUUUGGACAAAGUGUUGAAUACUGAAGACGAACCAACAAAUGAAGAUGAGAGAGAAUUAGAAGAACUUAGAAAGCGUGGUAUAACUCCUCUUCCCAAACCUCCUCCAGGAGUUGGGCUUCUGCCAACCCCACCAGAGCAUUUUCCGUUUUCUGAUCCUGAAGAUGAUUUUCAGACUGAUCUCUCUGAUGAUUUCAAGAAAAUUCCAUCUCUUUUUGAAAUAGUUGUAAAACCUACUGUGGAUUUAGCACAUAAGAUAGGGAAGAAGCCACCAGCAUUUUAUAACAGUGCCUCACCACCAGGACCACAAUUUCAGGAAAGCAGCCCACAUCCUCAACAUAUCUAUAGUUCUGGGUCAAGUCCGGGUCCUGGACCUAAUAUGUCUCAGGGACACAAUAGUCCUGUGAUGCACGCAGGCUCCCCUGGACAUCAUCCAUGUGCAGGACUUCCUGGUCUGCCAAUGCCACAGAGCCCACCUUUGCCACCUGGUCCACCUGGAAUUGUAGGCCCUCACAGUCAAGCUGGAGUACUUGUUCAACCAGAUACACCUUUGACACCACCAAGUAUGAGUGGUACUUACCAUUGCCCGGGCUUUCCAGAACACAUAAUGAAAGUACCUAGAGAGAAUCACUGUUCUCCAGGUUCAUCACACCUGCAAAAUCCUGGUGAAAUGCAGCUCACUGAUUAUGAGUCCCUACAAAACCCAACUGAAUUUUAUGAUAAUUACUAUUCACAGCAUGCUGUACAUAAUUUUCAGCCUCCCAAUAACUCUGGUGAUGGGAUGUGGCCUAGUGAAUUUGCCCAGCAUCAGCCUCCCGUUGUUCAAGACUCACCUAACCGUGGGAGUGGGUCAGACAGCAGCAGCAACCUAACAGGCCACGGUCCCCUGCCUGCACCAGGUCUUCUCCCUGCAGUACAGAGAGCUCUUUUUGUCAGACUUACUCAGAAAUACCAAGAAGGUGAAGAACCAAGCGGCACCCAACCUCAAAGGGUGCCAAGCAAGGAAGAAGAUGAUACUGUUAACUGGUAUUCCAGUAGUGAAGAGGAAGAAGGAAGCAGUGUCAAGUCAAUACUGAAAACAUUACAGAAACAAACAGAAACUUUAAGGACUCAGCAACAACCUUCCUCAGAACUCAGCCCUCCUACUGAUCCAAGACUUGCUAAAGAGAAAAGUAAAGGAAAUCAAGUUGUUGACCCUAGACUUAGGACUAUCUCAAGGCAAGACAUUAGAAAAUCUUCUGAGUCUACCCCACUGGAUCUUAGACUUGCAUGGGAUCCCAGGAAAUUAAGAGGGAAUGGAAGUGGUCACGUAGGCUCUUCUGUUGGUGGAGCAAAGUUUGAUUUACAUCAUGCCAGUGCUGGCACUAAUGCCAAACACAAGAGAGGAGAUGACGAUGAUGAAGAUACAGAAAGAGAACUGAGGGAAAAAGCUUUCUUAAUACCUUUGGAUUCUUCCCCUGGUAUGAUGCUCCAGGAUCCAAGGUCACAAUUGAGACAGUUCAGUCACAUUAAAAUGGAUAUUACCCUAACUAAACCCAACUUUGCAAAACACAUUGUAUGGGCUCCAGAAGACUUACUUCCAGUCCCUUUACCUAAACCUGACCCAGUGUCUUCAAUCAAUUUACCUCUACCCCCUCUGAUAGCUGACCAGAGGCUCAAUAGGUUAUGGAAUACAAAAAGCGACCUUCAUCAAAACACAGUGCCCACUGAUUCAAAAUUAGCAGCCAAAGCCAAAAUUAACACAACAAACAGAGAAGCCUACCUAGAACAAUUUGGAGACUUACAUAGUUCGGGAAGUAAAUUAGGAGAUCCUAGGCUGCAAAAAAAUUUUGAUCCUAGACUUCACAGACUGCAUAAUGCAGAGUCUCAUCAAGCAGUUAUGAAGGAUUCACAUACAUCAAAGAGUGCCCCUCAUUUAGCCAGAGCAAACCCUGGUUCAUCACAGCCCUCAAGGGCAGUAACUAGCAAUUCUGGUCCUGGGGUUUUGCCUCCAUAUGCUCCUAAGCUCUCAUCUUCAGCUGGCCUUCUACUGGGAACUCCGAGUUCAGUUCUUAGUGGUAUCAGUUUGUAUGACCCUAGGGAGCAUAUUUCAUCAUCAACAUCAGAACUAGCCUCAGAAAACACAGAGAACCAGAAAAAAAGUGGUAGUUUAAAAAGUAGUGAUAAAAACGAGGCUUCUGGAGAAGGAAUUCUGCCACAGAAAACCACUCCAAACGUGGACGUCACUGCUGAUGGGCCAGCUGACCCACAGGCAGAUAUUCUCCUGAGUUCUGGUAUGGUUCAGGUCCCAGCAGUGCACAGUCUUCCAAUUCAGGCACUCACAGGCUUAAUUAGACCCCAGUACAGUGAUCCAAGGCAGUCAAGGCAGCAGGGACAGGUGAGCCCCACCCCUGAUGAUGAUCCCAGUAGAGAAACAGAUGACAAAUCUCUAAAAGAGGUCUUUAAAACUUUUGAUCCAACUGCUUCACCAUUUUGUUAGCUAUUGUGUAAUUAAGCUAUUCUUUUCACUCUUGUGACUAUUGCAGUCCUCUGCUGUUUUGUAACUGGUUUACCUCUAUAGUUUAUUUAUUUUUAAAUUAUGAACACUUUUCAGCUGCUAGUAUCAGAACCACAUGAAAUUAUAUCCUCUGAAGCCUGUGGUAUUUUAUAUAAUAUUUUUAUAACUUUAAGAGACUGUAGUCAUUGACAUAGAAACGAUAUAUCAUGUUAGCUUCAGUAGAAGGACUUUUGUUGUAAAUAAACCAUCAUGAGCUCAACACUCUGCCUGGAUACAUGCCAGUUGUCUUUCAUAAUCAAUGUUUAGAUAAAUGAUUACCACUUUUAUAUGGUUGUUAGUUUCAAGCAAUAUGAUGUACAUUACUUUUGGGAAACAGUAUUUUGACUAGGAUCCUCUCUAUUUGUCAACACAGAACUGAUUAAUAUGUAAUACUAACUGCUAACUAAAAUGUAAAAUGAAGUAAAUCAUUUUUUUUAAUCACAGCAGAGCAAUUCAUGUUUAAGGGCAUCACUUUUAUUAGUAUUGGCAAUAUUAUUUGUGUAAAUGAAGCAUUUGAAUGUCCUAUCUUUGAAAAGUAUUUUAUUGUAUACUGUAUCAUAGAAGUUGGAGAUAUAUAAAUAGACUGUUUUACUAAACUGAAAAAUUCCCAAGUUCUCUAACAUAACUUUUUAAAUUUAAUUUUUCAUAUUAAAUAGUUAUGAGUUACUGCUCUGUUACAUUGUGGUGUUUGUGUGUUUCAGUGUUUUUUGUCUUUAGCAGCAUAAUUUAUAUUACUUUUUCAAAUGAUGUAGCUGCAGUAAUUGUAUUCAUCAUGACUUUGGCAAUUUUUAACACAAUUUUACAAGAUCCAGUGAGAGUCUGUAGUGAUUAUUGAAUUGAUAGUGUUUUAAAUGUCCGGGUUCUAUAUUUUUUCGUAAAUAGCAAGAAAACACAGAUUGCAGGUAGAGUCAAGUGUAUAUGACUAUGAAUAAGACGCUCAGCUCUCACCUGACUAGCAUUCUGUAGCAGAGGAACCUGCCUGGUGUUUUAAGUAUUUACUGUCCUCAGAGUUUGGAAAUUCCCUACAUUGGUUAGCAGUUGUAUUUUUAUGAAAAAUAAUUUGUACUCAUUCUUGUGUAUUUAUUGCAGUAUAUAAAUAAUCGCAGCCCUACUUGUUUUUUACCUACAUUAUUUAUAACUGAAACUAAGUAUUACACUGUAUUCAUAUCUUGAACUGGUGGUAUAUGACAGUGUUUGCUGGUAACAACUCCAGUAACUAACUCGGAAAGAAACAUUUAAUUAUAUAAGAUAAUGAAAGUAGAGGAAAUCGGUCCUUGGAUGAAAACAGCUAUCCUUUAGAAGUGAUUUUAAAAAUAUACAGCAGGAUAUUUCUGUGUGAACCUAACACUCAGAUAGCAUGUGGUUUAAUAUUAAUACAUAUCCUUUCUAUGUGCUUCUUCACUGUUUACUUUCUUUUUGCCUCUGAUUCCAUGCUAAAAUGGAGUUACAGUUAAGUGAACAAGAACUCUGCCUACCUGAGAAGUUCAUUGUGUUCUAAGUGGAAAGACAGUUGUUCAAGGGAAUGGGAAUUCCUACUGUUUAUACUUUGGUUACAUUGUUGCCUAAAAUGACUCUGGGUAACAUUUUUGGGUUAAAAAUGCAGUUUAAAGCCACCAUAGAAAGUAUUUUCAGACUUAUUGUCCAACGAACUUUAUUGUUAAAUGAAAAGUCAAUAAAAUGGAUAAAACUGACAGAAAAAAAUAUAUAUGUGUGUGUAUACAUAUAUACACACACUUAUAUUCCAGUAUAAUAUUCCUUUAUCAGGAUAAAUCAGUAAUACUGCUAAAUUUUAGUAAUUAAAUAGAAAUUUUUAGCAAAUAUUUAAUUUACUCUUGUAUUUUAUAAUUAUUGUGUUAAGUAAUGCUGUUUACUUUUAAAUAUCAUACAGAAAAAGAUAAUUUGGCUUGUUAAAGACCAAAAUGGAAUCUAAAUUCUUAACAGAAGAUCUUUUUUACUACUAAAAGAGAUGUUAAAAGAUUAAUUUAAAAGUAAGGUUUAAAAACUGUUAAUGUAAAUUAUAAUGUUCAUUUACUCAGUAUUCUUGAGCUCCUGUUACAUCAGCUAGUGUCCUAAAGGCUAUUUUACAAGAAAGGUUGAACUUGCUUUCAAAUUUAACAAUAUAUCUUAUAUAAAAAUAUUUAUGUUUAAAAUGAUGAUUUUUGUGAUACUUUUUUAUUGAGAUAACUUUUGCUUAAAGGAUGCUUUAUUAGAGCCUGUCAACCUAGAUUAUUUUAAUAUUCUUCUUUUUUCCUGUUUUCUCACCAAAAUUUAAUAAGUAGCCAUUUUCCCCAGUGAAUAAGCUCCUCUUUAAGGUGAAUUGGUGUCUUUAGGAUCCAUGUAAUCUGAUUUACACUAGUACACUGAAAAGUAUGUUAUGUCCCUCUUCUUAGAAGCUGCACAUUUAGAGAUAACAGAAAUAACUUGUGUCUUAAAAAGGUCUGGAACAGACUCAUUGGUUGACAUGUAACUUACCUAUUCAUACUGGUUUGUGACAGAAGUUUUAUAUCUGUUUGCUUUGAUAUUGAAUAGAGUGGGAUAUAUCAGGGUGUUGAAUUGGGGUGCCCAGAUGAUCAUAAUUUAUACUGAGCGACUGCUUUCUCAUAUCUUCUUUAGUUUUUGCUCCAAACUCCUGUCUCUGGAGCUUUCCCAGUUAGACCUCAUUCUGAACUUUGAAAAUGAACCAAAUGUUGGAGUAAUUUCCAACUCUGUCUGAGCAUUACAUCUGCUAUGUGGACCCUCUGUGUUAGCCAGCUGUAUGCUUUGAUUGCAGCCUAAUCAUGAAAUGAUGUUUGCUUGGGUUUCUGUUUGUCUUUGAACCUGCCACAGGACUUUAAACAGUAGUUCUUCCUUGCUAGUCCUGCUUAUUUUAAGAGAGGGCAGAAUAGUUGAUUAGUAAAGAAGUCCUGUACAAGCCUUCAUAUAAGCCACUCUGCUGAAUUAAUGAGAAGGGAGAGAGGGAGGAAGGGAGAACUUACGAGGGCUGGAGGUGAAGGACAGUGUAUUCAUAUUCUUCUUCUCAGUUGAUUUAUAAGUGUUUUAUCUCAAUGUCCAGUUCCUUAUCUGUGAAAUGAGUAUAAGUUUGCUCACAGAUUUGAUGUAAAGGGUAAAUAAUUAUUAAAUUGUUCGUAAAUGUUAAAUUGCUUUAUAACUUUCACAGACAUAAUCAUUACAGUUCCACUAGGGUGCAUUAAGUUGUACAAUUUCCAAAGUAAUAUGGUUUGUGUGGUUCACCAAUUUUAUGAAGUUUCAAAUGGUAUGCAUUGAAGACACGAUAAAUUGCCUGAGAAGAGUUUUUCAGAGAAUAUUAACCCAUCAAGUUAGCAAUUUCCUUAAACGUUUUGCGUGUCACAAAGGACACAGGACUUUCCUAUUUUAGAGCUGCCUUGACUUGUAGUGACCAUUCAAGAUCUGACCUGUCUGUCCAUUUUAUACAGGUUGGAUAUUGCUGGAGGGCUAAAAAUGGUAUGACAGUCAUGUUGCAUGAUGUGUUUGCUUACAUCUUAGCAUGUGUGGUCUGGGCGAAGUGGCCAACUCGUUCAAUAUAGGAGCCAUUGGCUCUUAGAAACAACAGGGAAAUUUACUCCCACCUCUUAGUAUAUAUUUCUGCAAGCAUGUGAUGUUGAGGUCUUUCUGAGUGACCGCUUGCUUGGUAAAGACAUCAUUUUCCUUUGGUUAAUGGCAACUUGAAGUUUGGAAGUUCCUAGGGACCUAGAUGUGAGGUCUUGUCCAAAUCUUUCUAUUUACACGACAUAGAGUCUUAGGGUGGAAAUGUGCUCCCUGAUUCACCCUUCUGGGCUGAGGGCUGCACCUUGGAUAUGGUCUGCGGGCAAGCGGUGCACUGAUAGGGCCCCAGCAACCUUCAGUAACGGGACUUUCUAAAAUGAAGACUUGUAUCUUUUCAGAAGUGGUUUGGCAGCACUUGAUAAUAUUAUUAAUGUUCAAAAUUAAGUCUAGUAGGAUGUAUGUUAUUACUUAAUUAGUUUAAAUAAGGCUUAGUUGAGGAAAUCUAAGCUUUGACAAAUGUAACCAAACAGGGCCUGAGGAUUUACAGCUGUUUCCCUCACUUGUGUGUAAUGAUUUGACAUUUGGGUAACACCUUUUCCCCAAGUGGCUUAAUGGGACUUGCAGAAGCAGUUUGGGUAGCUGCCAAUUGCUGUGUUGCUGGGGUUUUGUUUUUGAGCAUGUCAUUUAUCAGCAGUACCUGCCAGUUGUAACGAAGCCCAAAUUAACCUGCCUUUCUUGGAAAGGGUACAGACCUAAGAAAGGAUUUUAGGUUAACAUCAACAUAAUAUUUAGAAGUUUUAAUUUUUAAAUAAUAAAUAAUAAGCACAUUUUAAACUGGAUUUUAUGCUUUCGGAGGCAGGACCCAUAUGUUUCUCCUUGCUUUUCUGUUUCCCCAUAGCACCAAGCCUAUAGGCACACAGUGGGUGCUUUGUUAACUGCUUGUUGAUUACUUCCUCACACCCAUCCAAGUUUAAAUCUUACAGGUGCUGUCAGCUACUAGAGCAGAUGUGGCAGAGCCAUUCCAUGAUCAUAUUACAAAGAGUAGAACUCAUAAUUAUACCUCUCUCAGUAGACACAGGGCACCUCCCUUCUCUUUUGUUGUCUCCCCUUCGCCCACCUCACAACCAAACAAUGUGAAGGUAGGAUUAUGGCAGCUUUACUUAGGAGCGAAGUGUUUCUACAAGAAGUCAUAACUCUAAGAGUCCUCCAGACUCAAAAGAUAACUUUACUACUACAUGGUGAAAGUUUGAAUAGAUCAUAGUUUACUCCUGUAGAUCUAUGAAGGAUUCUUUCUGUAACCAGAGGGAACUUUAGAACCAGCCUUAUAUUUUUAUUUUAAAAUAUAUUUCUCUAAUUUCCCCCUUCCUGUUCUCCUCAAAAUAUCAACCAAAAUUAUGAAAAUGUGCCUAACCUAGUGACUUUCCAAUAGCAUUUAAAAUUACUUUUCUCCUAACACCAUGAACAGUUAUUCACCCCUUCGAGUCAUGAAUUGGACACUAAAUUUGGGUCUUGGGUCAGGUCCAUAAACACCCUUCAUCACCCUUUGGAAUAAAACCAGCAUGUGCUACAGUUGGCAAAAUCAUCGUGGGCAUAAAGAAAAUCCGUUUCUUCAAACGAGAUUGCGAGUUCUUGGAAUAGUAUUUUAUAGCAUUGUUUAUCCUUGAAUCUCUUGUUUUUUAAGUGUAGAAUUUAUAAGAAAAAAGUUAUUAUACAGCUAACUAUAGCAUUUUAGAAGAAAAUCAGCUCUGUGAAUCAUCAGGCUCCAUACUUCUUGGCUCGUUACUCUACUGAUUUUGAUCCCUCCAUGAGGGGAUUAAGGUUGGGAGGAGCGGUGAAAUUUAUGUUAGUUGAUAUUAUUUUAUCAGAGGUCUCAUAUAUGGUUUAUUGUAAAGGAAUUAAAUAUAUAGAGGCCUAAUUUUUAACAAAUUAGCCAUGUUGUUCCAAACCUCCAUUAUGAGCAUUAUCUUGGGGUUAGUUGUCAAUGAUAGACUUUACAUUUUAUAUGCUUUUUAAAUAGAGAAGGUGAAAAAUAAUAAAGUAAUCAUUAUUACAGGUAAGUGGUUUUAGUCACCUCUAUUUUACAAAUGUGUGCCCUCCAAAUGCUUGAGAGGGAAGUCAAAUAAGAUAGGAAAGUAUCUUUUUAGGAGGUUGAAUGAUGUUUCCUUAUAAAAAUGACAAUCAAGAAAUAGUCAUUUGUAUACUUAAUUGCCAAAGUUUUAAAAAAUUUUACAUUCCUUACCCUAAACCCAACUGCUCUCCCAUCCAGGAUUCAGAAAGGGCUCAGCAUAGAUCCAGGGUCCCAGGGCCCAGGUCAUUUCGUUUUUAGUCUAGGCCUUCUGUGCCUGCAUGUGGCAAGGGCAUUGAUGGCACCUGUGUCCUAGGACACAGUGUGUGUGUGCGUUUGGAGGCAGGGGCUGUGCCCAGACUUAUAUUCACCCCUUUCUAUCAGAUCCACAAGUACCACCUGUGGGCUGAAAUCCAGGUUAAGCCUAUUCAGUAUCAGGUAGUUUGGGUUUUUUUUUAAACUUCUUAGUGUUAUUCACUUCCCCAAAUUCUAUCUCAAAUGUUGGGAAAUGCUACCUUGACUGUUUCACUUUGGAAGGUUUUAGUAGAUACCAAUUUAAUAGGGCAACUAAAUUGUUAAUCUCCUGUCUGUUCAAGAGAUACCAGCAAAGGAUGUAUUUUGCAUAAUUCAUAAAUUAUUCAACUUAUGGACUAACGAAUCACUCGAUAAAAUCAGGAAUAUCUCUUAUUCCUUCUCAUUUACCCAUAACUUUUCCAAGUUACAUUCUGUUGUUACAAGUUUCUGUAAUUUUUUUCUGUGACACCUUUCUAUUGUCUAACUUUAAAUAAAAGUGUUUCUAAUAA
This is a messenger RNA of Equus quagga, 11102 nucleotides long. RefSeq names its product zinc finger CCCH-type containing 6 (gene ZC3H6). The record is from RefSeq and is a predicted model, not a curated record. Gene Ontology annotation, biological process: negative regulation of DNA-templated transcription. The coding region runs from base 1122 to 4673 and encodes 1183 amino acids. Gene Ontology annotation, molecular function: metal ion binding; RNA binding. Gene Ontology annotation, cellular component: nucleus. The transcript is spliced from 12 exons. Lineage: Eukaryota; Metazoa; Chordata; Mammalia; Perissodactyla; Equidae.